This is a messenger RNA of Onychostruthus taczanowskii (white-rumped snowfinch), 2327 nucleotides long. RefSeq names its product 5-hydroxytryptamine receptor 2B (gene HTR2B). Gene Ontology annotation, cellular component: plasma membrane; dendrite. Gene Ontology annotation, molecular function: neurotransmitter receptor activity; G protein-coupled serotonin receptor activity. Gene Ontology annotation, biological process: smooth muscle contraction; vasoconstriction; G protein-coupled receptor signaling pathway, coupled to cyclic nucleotide second messenger. NCBI's taxonomy places the organism in Eukaryota, Metazoa, Chordata, Aves, Passeriformes, Passeridae. The record is from RefSeq and is a predicted model, not a curated record. The transcript is spliced from 3 exons. The coding region runs from base 688 to 2079 and encodes 463 amino acids.
CUGACCCUCACCUGAUAAAUUAGGAAGUGCUGAGAUUAAAACGGAAACCUCAUACAUAAUUUCUGAAGAUAUUUUUGGGGUUACCCUCUAAGGAGAAAUAGGAUUCUUAAUAAGGGGAAAUAUGGGAACUGCUGUCUGCCUACGCACAUGCUGCUGGAGACUAGACACUCGGGAGAGGAGGAGUUGCACAUACACAACUCGAGCAUCUGCCUCUGCAUCAGUUUGUACUCAGAAGGAGCAAAUCUACAUAGACUGCACCUAAAGGGAAUUGUUUUGCAUUCAGAUUCAUCUAUCACUCUUUACUGCGGCAGGAAAAGAAAAAAAAAAGGAAGCUAAUCACUGCUUAUUUUUGACAGCUACUGAUUUUUGCCUUUUAAUCUUCUGAAAUCUGAACAUCGCUACAAAGGGGAGACCAGACCCCUGAACCCUACCAACCAGAGAUGGACACAAGGCAGGACUUGCAUUUUUAAAACUCUUUUGCGCCCAGCAAGGCAUAGAAUAAAAAAAUUGGAUACCAGCUCGGCCAUGGUUACAGGAUCUCGAAGUAGCAGAUGACCAGUUCACUAUACUGACCAUGCUGGCCCAUCUUCAGGACCAUCCUGGACCAGAGAGCAACAGAGAACUCUUACACCGUACGCAGCUCCUGCACAAAAGACAGCCCCUGAAGACAUUCCUCUGCACACAAACAUGUCCCAUCCUUUACACUCCUUGAACGGAUCUGGAGCUGGCAAUGGAUCUUUGUCGCCUCUCUCAGUAACAGGAGCACCUAAGCAGGACUUCCCAAGUGAGGAACAAGGAAACAAAGUGCACUGGGCAGCAUUGCUGAUCCUCCUGCUGAUAAUCCCCACUAUUGGGGGGAACAUACUUGUCAUUCUGGCUGUGUCCCUGGAGAAGAAGCUGCAAUAUGCUACCAACUACUUUCUAACGUCCUUGGCGGUGGCAGAUUUGCUCGUGGGUCUGUUUGUGAUGCCAAUUGCCCUUCUCAUAGUAUUAUUUGACAAUACCUGGCCUUUACCAACUGCCUUGUGUCCUAUCUGGCUGUUCCUUGAUGUCCUCUUUUCCACAGCUUCCAUCAUGCACCUCUGUGCCAUCUCCCUGGACCGCUACAUUGCAAUAAAAAAACCAAUCCAGGCCAGCCAGUACAAUUCAUGGGCUACAACAAUCAUCAAAAUCAUCGUGGUUUGGCUCAUUUCAAUAGGCAUUGCAAUUCCAGUCCCUAUCAGAGGCAUUGAGGAUGGAAAUGGCAACUCUACAAACAUCACGUGUCUCCUGAUGCCUGAUCGUUUUCAUGACUUUAUUCUGUACGGAUCAGUGGCUUCCUUCUUCAUUCCCCUGGCUAUCAUGAUCGUCACUUAUUUACUGACAAUCCAAGUGCUGCGCAAAAAGGCCUACUUGAUCAACAAGCCGCCUCAGCGCUUCACCUGGUCAACAGUGUCCACAGUCUUUCAGCGUGACACAACACCUGCCUCCUCACCAGAAAAGGUGGCCAUGCUAAAUGGCUCCAGAAAGGACCAGACUUUGUCCAGUGACAUGCCUAUCUGCAGGGCAUCCACGAUUGGGAGGAAGUCCAUGCAAACAAUAACCAAUGAACAAAGGGCGUCAAAAGUUCUGGGGAUUGUGUUUUUUCUUUUCUUGCUGAUGUGGUGCCCAUUCUUCAUAACAAACAUCAGCUCGGUUCUGUGCAACUCCUGCAAUGAGGAGGUUUUUCAAAAGCUUUUGGAGAUAUUUGUUUGGAUAGGGUAUGUAUCCUCAGGAGUGAACCCUCUUGUGUAUACACUCUUCAACAAAACAUUUAGGGAGGCUUUCAGCAGGUACAUCACUUGCAACUAUCGGACCACAAAGCCUAUCAAGGCCCUUCGGCAGCGCUCCAGCAGGAUCUCUUUCAGAAGCUCUGUAGCAGAAAAUUCCAAGCUCUUUGUCAUGAAUGGGAUGAGAAAUGGGAUUAACCCCAUUAUGUACCAGAGCCCAAUGAGGCUGAGGAGCUCACCCAUCCAAGCAUCAUCGGCCAUUCUGCUGGAUACGUUGCUGCUCACCGAGAAUGAGGUUGAUAAAACAGAAGAACAAGUCAGCUAUGUAUAGUGGAAUGGCAGCCAUGUCCCUGCAGCAUUACUGUAUGUAUUAUUCUAGAUAACUGCACUGUAAGAGGGUAUAAAUACUAUUGUUUUCUGUUAUUUAUGCAAGCAAUAUCUUAUAAAUUUAUAUUAAUUUCUCUCCUUCAAAGUCUCCUCUACUUUAAGCCCAACCCCAUGGUGGCAACCACAACUUCAUUCCAUGACAAAUGACUCAUGCAGAACUGUAGCCUAAGGAAGAGGGAAAUAAAUAAAAGC